This is a messenger RNA of Portunus trituberculatus (swimming crab), 3428 nucleotides long. RefSeq lists its product as uncharacterized. The record is from RefSeq and is a predicted model, not a curated record. Gene Ontology annotation, molecular function: neurotransmitter receptor activity; transmembrane signaling receptor activity; extracellular ligand-gated monoatomic ion channel activity. Lineage: Eukaryota; Metazoa; Arthropoda; Malacostraca; Decapoda; Portunidae. Gene Ontology annotation, cellular component: membrane; neuron projection; synapse. The coding region runs from base 1449 to 3428 and encodes 659 amino acids. The transcript is spliced from 8 exons. Gene Ontology annotation, biological process: regulation of membrane potential; chemical synaptic transmission; monoatomic ion transmembrane transport.
GUCUGACCUGAAGGACGCCGGCAGAGGAGGCUGGAGGCAAGAGGGAACACAAUGCUCAUGAUAUAUCAGAUAAGGAUCCUUGUGACAUCCCCUCCCUCAGUUGUGAAGAUACCACGUCCUACACUCACUGUUUUAAAGAGUGCCUGAGGAAUGAGCGAGGCGUGGCCUGGAGAAGGUGUCGAGCUGGGGAGCACGGGACUCCUGCAGCCUGACCCGUGGUGCCCUUAGGUUCUUCGGGAUGAUGGCACAUCGUGGGUGUUGUGGGUGCUCUCCGCGUCUCAGUCUCCACCAGUCUUUCUCCUUAGUUCCUUUACUAUUCCUCGUCCUUCUAUGUGUUACCGGUGUUGCUUCUGAUGAUGCAACGCAGAGUCCGGCGGAGGGAGGAGGAGAAGGCGAAGGAGGCGAGAGCAGGGUGAAGGUAUUCAGUUUUCAAAGGGACACGACGAAGGCGGUGACGGAGGAAGUGUUUGUCCGCUAUAACUUCUCCCGUGACCCCACCGCUACUAUUGACGCUCUUACUGUCUGCUACUGGGUUAGGUUCGUGGUGUUUGUGGAGAACAACGUACACUUUUCCUACACCGCCUUCGCUGACAACCUGGACUGUAUCAGCGCCACCGCGAGGACUUGUUCUUCCUGUGGUCUAUCAACACCGUGGCCGAGGCGCAGCUGCCUGGCGGGGUGGUGCCUGAGGUGUGGUAUCAUGCCUGCCACCUCUUGGACUCCCAGGGGUACUCUUUCUACUGGCAAGGUGAGGUGAGUUACAUACACACAGGCCGCCACACACCCAGACAAACAGGGCCAGGAGGUAAGGGACUAUAUUCUGUGCCGGCCUCCAAUACUUUCGAAAGGCUCUUACUGAACGGACACAGGUUUUUGAAAUUUUUUAUGGUUUUCUAGUCACAGAUUGAUAAGGUUUCUAUAUUAUCAACAGGAGUAACACACUUAAAAACUCGGCUAUUCAUCUUUGUGGCUUUCGAAAAUAAUCGUGUUGAGAGUCCUCUUUAGAGGAUUUCAGACCAGCAAGCAGCUAAAAUCAACGUUACUCUUGACGGAAAACAGGAAAGAUGCUAAAAAAUAAACCAGUUAUGAAUCUUUUUUUGUGCCUGAUAAUGUUUUAUGAUCAGCGCUAUACCAUUCUUUUCUCCCUCUGUGUAGUCAUCUGAUAGCCACUGCUGGAUAAAGACGUGUUAAGACUUCUUGCUCCCUCCUUGUUAGCGAUCUGUUUAUAAACCACUGUGGAAGUUGCCUGCCCAGAGUGGCGCUCAUUGACAUGGUGAGCCUCGUGGUCUGACACAUGCAUUCCGAGACAGAAGGUGUUCAGCGGGCAGGCGCAGUGCAAGUGGCCAUUCCUCCUGAACGGGACCGUGGUGCUGGGCCAGGAGCAGGACCACGUGGGCGGAGGGUUCGAUGGUACACAGGUGUCGCGCGGAGACAUCACGCAGGUGUACAUGUGGGGACGCCUGUUGGAGCCCGCCACCGUGCGUCACCUGGCGUCGUGCGGCACGGCCCCUGCCCAGGAUGUACUCUUCUCCACAGAAACCUCACAAUUGGAGGAGUUCGGCACUCAGCAGGGUUGGCUGCAGCUGUCCAACCUGUGCAGGAAGCAGCCGUUCUACGCCAUCCUACCCGAGGAGAGGAGCCUGCAGGCGUCACUGCAGGUGUGUCAGGUGAUGGACGGCAGCCUGGCUCUGCCCACCUCCCCCGAAGAGAAUUUGCGCCUCACGCGGCAGAUGACGCCCUUCAGCGACCUGUGCGUGCCCACGGCGGUGUGGAAGCUGUGGCUGGGCACGCACAUGACGACGCCUGGACAUUGGGAGGGACUCCGUGAUGCUGAGCCGAUCACUUAUCAGAACUUCCGCCCUUCUUCCAGCACCAACAGUUCUGUGUUUGGCUGUGCAGAGCUGCGCCUCGACGGUUACUGGGAGCCAGACUACUGCAAGUCCAAGCGCUGCACCGCCUGCAGCUUUGUGCGCACCAGCUACCUCCACUUCCGCGGCCUGUGUUUUGACAAGGAGCUGGAGGCCAGGUUUAGGGUGGUGGGGUCGCCAGAGCGGCGGCCUGUGUUCUGGAGUCACCAGGGUCUGCUGAUCGUCUGGCGCGACACCCUCAGCAGGUGGCAGAUGGAAGACCCCAACAUCAACGCCACCUUGAUGUGGGGACUCGGGGUGGGCAGCGACUACCCGCUGGGUCGGCGCCAGUGGCGCCUGGCGCGGGAGAUGUGUGGCCAGCAGGAGGGCCACACGCUGCACGCCAGCCUGUCCCGCUGUGCCGCUGAGGAGUUCACGUGCUCCACCGGGGAGUGCAUCGCGCCGCACCUGCGCUGCAACUUCCACUACGACUGCCCGGACAACAGCGACGAGGCGAGCUGCACCAUGGUGGAGGCGAGCAACGACGCGCUGCUCAAGCAGGUCCCGCCGCCGCCGCCGCUGGGAUCCCCGCAAGGCGACAUCCUGCAGCUGCAGCCUUCCAUGACCCUAACGAGAGUGGCCGAAGUGAACGACCUCAGCAUGUCCAUCACGCUUGAGUUCAAGUUAACCCUCACGUGGAGCGACCCUCGCGUCAACUUCCGCCACCUGGGCGUAACCGGCAAGAAGGGUACGAUGCUCACCAAAGAGGACGGCGGACGACUGUGGCGGCCGCUGCUACGCGUAGCCAACCUGGAUGGCAACAGUCUGAAGGAGCUGGGGCGCCGCUUCCAGGCAAAGGCCAUCGCUCCCCCAACCCAGCCGACCUUCAACGACGUGGACACAGAUGGCAUCUACGAGGGCCGAUACGUGCACCUACAAUUGACGCAGCGAUUUCUGGCGCGGGUGGCGUGCUACUUGGAGCUGUACUCGUACCCGUUCGACCAGCAGCGGUGCGCCGUGGAGGUGCAGCUGGCGCCGGAGUCUGGUGGCGGGGCGGCGGUGCGGUUCUCACCCAUGGCUGAAGUGAAGUACACGGGGCCCGAGACGCUGGCCAUGUACACGGUGAAGCACGUGCAGCGCACCAACGCCACAGAGAACAGCCUGAGGGUGGAGUUUGAGCUGCACCGGCGGCAGGGCGUCAUCAUGCUGUCCACCUUCCUGCCGUCAGGGCUGCUGCUGCUGGUGAGCUGGGCCACGCUGUUCGUGAAGAUCAGCGAACUCAACGUGCGCGCCAUCAUGUCCCUCACCACACUGCUGGUGCUGUACACACUCUUCUCCAACAUGUCCAACUCGCUGCCCGCCACCGCCUCCAUCAAGCUCAUCGACGUGUGGUUCUUCUUCAUUAUCUUCCUGCUCUUCACCAACAUCGUGGUGCACAUCUGCGUGCGUCCCACCACCACGCCCACCACCACCGCGACGGAGGUGAAGGUGUUUGUGCCCACGCAGCCACAACCUCCACCAACAUGCCUGAGGCGCCCAGACUCCUGCGCUGGUACCGACUGGUCAUCCUACCGGUGCUAG